Molecule: messenger RNA, 348 nt
Organism: Spirodela intermedia
Lineage: Eukaryota; Viridiplantae; Streptophyta; Magnoliopsida; Alismatales; Araceae
Source: the annotation of a GenBank genome assembly
AUGGAUUGGGACGCCGAUCCGCCGCUGAGCUCUUCGUUCAUCUACUCGACAACCCGAGAAGCAGAAGCUCGGAAGCCUCCUGGGCUCAAGGCGGAGGCCGUCGGCUCCCUGCCGCGCGAAGUCUACGGCUGUCCCGGCGGCGCCGCCGCCGGGCCGCCGGAGUGUUGCAUAUGCCUGGAAAGGUUCCAUAAAGGAGACUCCUUGGUCCGUCUCCCCUGCGGCCACAAGUUCCACGGGGACUGUCUCAGCCCCUGGCUGCGGGGCUGCGGGGACUGCCCCUACUGCCGGUUCAGGAUAGUGUCUGAUGCUCCUGCGGCACACGUUACCGGUCCCGAGGUGCCUUUCUAG